Messenger RNA from Daktulosphaira vitifoliae (grape phylloxera), 887 nucleotides. RefSeq lists its product as uncharacterized. Bases 143 to 586 code for a protein of 147 amino acids. The record is from RefSeq and is a predicted model, not a curated record. The transcript has 4 exons. Lineage: Eukaryota; Metazoa; Arthropoda; Insecta; Hemiptera; Phylloxeridae.
UUUUAAAAUAACUUUGUGUAACAUUUGUUGUUUAACUCAUAUAUAAACAGUACAAUAAUUUAUCAAAAAACACAUUAAAGUUGUACAGAAAAAUAAUAAUAACACGUCAAAAUUCAAAUAGUAAAACUAAUAAGUGUCAACAAUGAGAGUUGUAACAAUUAUUAUUUUAUUAAUCGUGGUUAACUUUGUAAGCAUGCAAAAUUCUUGCCAAAAAUGCUCAAAAAAUAAUACUAACCAAAAAAAUAAAAAUGAUAAACAGCCAAAAUGUCAGUGUAAAAAUGCUUCAAAUACAGAUAAUAAGGACAUUAAGUUUACAAAAGUUAAGUUAAAUAAUAUUCAGUGGAAUGUCAAGAAACAAAAAAACCCAAUCUUAAAAAAGGAUAACAAACUUAUAAAAAUAGAUCAAGAUAAUGAUUUAGGUGAUAAUAUUGACGAUUCAGAUGACAGCGAUAAUGAUUCAGGCGGUAAAAGUGUUAUGACAAAUCGUAAUAUUCAAUCGAGUAGUUCAAGUGAGAGCGAUUCUGGAGAUAGCAAAUAUAUUAAAUAUGCUGUGAUAUAUUCAUCAACAACUAAUUCAAAUAAUUAAAAUGAUUGAAAAAAAUAACUACAGAUACAUUAUUUUUAUUAUUAAAUCAAUCAUACUUUUCUUUAAGUAAUAAAAAAUUAUUAUCGGCUGUAUUUUUAUCAUACAUACACCACUCAUUAUUUAUUAGUCAUAAAAUCUAAUGUAUACAAUUUAUGUGAAUUUUCUACACUUUUACAAGAAAUAGCAACAAUAAAACUCUAUGGAACAUUAUGUAAUAAUUAAAUAAAUAAACUGUAAUAAUUAAUAGAUCAAUUAAUAAAGAGAUAACGGUCAAGUUAGUGACACUUAUUGUAUAUUAUAA